ACCUUUACAUCCAAUAUAUAUACAGGAACCAACCUCUGCAUGUUUGCCCCACAGCUCAAACUUCAAUCAAGUCCUCAAAUUCUAGUCUUGAGACACAGAAAAGACUUUGAAAUGGCUUUUAAUUUCUUUCUUUUCUUGGGGCUAUUUCUAACUCUUUCCUCCUUUGCUCUGGCUUCUGAUCCAAUGCCACUUCAAGAUUUCUGUGUGGCUGAUGCAAAUGCUGCAGUUCUAGUGAACGGUGUUGCAUGCAAGGAUCCCAAGAUGGUGCAAGCCAAGGAUUUCUCCUUCAGUGGACUUCACUUGCUAGGCAAUACAUCAAAUGCAGUAGGGUCUAAGGUUACCCCCGUCAAUGUAGCCCAAAUACCAGGACUUAACACUCUUGGCAUUUCACUUGCUCGUAUCGACUAUGCUCCAUGGGGUAUUAACCCUCCCCACACACACCCCCGUGCCUCUGAAAUCUUGACAGUAGUUAAAGGCAGUCUCGAAGUUGGAUUCAUCACAUCUAACCCUGAAAACCGUCUCAUCAAAAAGGUUUUAAAGAAGGGUGACGUAUUCGUCUUCCCUGUCAAUCUCAUUCACUUCCAGAGAAAUGUAGGGACUGGUAAUGCUGUUGCUAUUGCAGCUCUAAGCAGCCAAAAUCCUGGGGUCAUUACCACUGCCAAUGCAGUGUUUGGUUCUACACCUUCUAUCCCCAGUGAUAUUCUUGCAAAGGCUUUCAAGUUGGAUACUAAGGUCAUUGAUUACCUGCAAACAAAGUUCUAAGCAAGAAAUAUGGGAAGUUGUGGUAGUGAUCUUUUAUGUGUGUGUAUCUGGCAGGUCAAAUUAUAAGUUCAUUUGUAUUGUUUUGAAUUUUUCUUUUUCUGGGUUGAAUAUUUCUUUGUUUUCUUUAUAGAAAUAUUAAAUUGAUUUUUAUAAA
Hevea brasiliensis (rubber tree) is the source of this 916-nucleotide messenger RNA. RefSeq names its product putative germin-like protein 2-1. Bases 40 to 762 code for a protein of 240 amino acids. Lineage: Eukaryota; Viridiplantae; Streptophyta; Magnoliopsida; Malpighiales; Euphorbiaceae. The transcript is spliced from 2 exons. The record is from RefSeq and is a predicted model, not a curated record. Gene Ontology annotation, cellular component: cell wall. Gene Ontology annotation, molecular function: manganese ion binding.